CAGGACCCGACGUUGGUGGCCAUGGCGGGCAAGCAUGCGCGGCAUUUCGUGCCCGAGAGGUUGCCUUGGCAGGUGCUCAGCCGCAUGACGCGGGUGCUGCAGCUGUGCUGGGGCUGGUCGGGGUUGAUAGCUCUGCUGAAGGAGCUGGGCAUCUACCAGGUGGACUUCCAGCAGCACAUCGGCGGGGAGAGGCGGAGGCUCGCCGCGGCGGAGCCCUGGGCGUUCGAGCCGCUCCUCGUCGAGUGGCCGCUCGGCGCCUUCUUCCGCCCCCAGGCGGUGCUCUGCCUCCCGGGCGGCGGGCGCGGCCUGCUGGUGGCCAGCCCCUACGCGAUGUACACCACCAACACCACGACCGAGCCGCUGGUGUGGCUGGAGGAGGUCGACCGGCUGCAGGUCCCCGAGUCCACGGCCCUGCUGUGCGACUGGCAGGCCGGCGGCCCCGCUGGGCAGGCGCUGCGCGGGCGCGCGGCGGGCCCCUGGGAGCAGGCGGCGGCGGCGUGCCUGCUGGCCGCGCCCGCCGCGGGCGGCGUCCAGGCAGCGGAGGGCGCCGCCGAGGCCCCCGCGGCCGCCGCCGAGGGGGUGCUGGACAUCUCCGCGAGGCUUGACACAAUGGGCAUGGGUCUACGCGCAGACAGCGGCAGCCAGCACAUGUUCACAUCGACCCGAGAUCUGGCAAAGCGCUGGCAGGGCGAGACCGACACGGAACUCGCCCCCUCUGGCGUCCAGCAGGCAGAGGCGACCGCGGAGUUGCUUUACUCGCGGUUGCGGGGCGACGACGGCGCGGCCGCGCCGCGCGCUUGCCGCGUGUUGUGCUCCGACCUUCGGCGCGCCCGCCACACCGCAGAAAUCUACGCGGCGAGGCUCGGCUGCGACGUGGAGGUGGAGCCGAAGUUGCGGGAGCCGAGCUUGGGCAGGUUCGAGGGCAUGGUCAGGGACGACAUCUACGCGGAGCACGCGGAGCUCUUCGCGCGCCUGGCGGCCAUGGAGCAGUCGGCGCGCCUCCGGGAGCCGUACUUCGAGGGGCUGGAGUCCCCCCUGGACACGAGCAGGCGGGUCGAGGCGGUGGCCGCGCGGGUCUACGCGGACGCGCUCGCGGCGGAGGGCCUCGGCCGGGGCCAGGCGGUCUUCCUCGUGAGCCACAGCAAGGUCCUGGAGGCCGUGCUGGCCGUGGUCUUCGGCAAGUUCUACGAGGGAAUCGAGACGACGCCGUGCGGAUUCUUCCACUGGAGAUAUUGCCCCGGAAGGCACGAGCUUGGCGAGCUGCACUCGGUCGCGUGCAGCGGCCACCUGGUCCAGCAGUGA
Molecule: messenger RNA, 1302 nt
Organism: Prorocentrum cordatum
Lineage: Eukaryota; Dinophyceae; Prorocentrales; Prorocentraceae
Source: the annotation of a GenBank genome assembly